This is a messenger RNA of Pongo pygmaeus (Bornean orangutan), 4009 nucleotides long. It is a transcript of the gene CSNK1A1, whose product is annotated as casein kinase 1 alpha 1. The record is from RefSeq and is a predicted model, not a curated record. The coding region runs from base 478 to 1491 and encodes 337 amino acids. Lineage: Eukaryota; Metazoa; Chordata; Mammalia; Primates; Hominidae. Gene Ontology annotation, biological process: protein phosphorylation. The transcript has 10 exons. Gene Ontology annotation, molecular function: ATP binding; protein kinase activity.
UCCCAGAGUGCUCUGCGCCGUGAAGAAGCGGCUCCCAGGGACUGGGGGCAUUUUGUGUUGGCUGGAGCUGGAGUAACAAGAUGGCGUCGUCGGCGGAGUGACAGGGGUCCCUCUGGGCCGGAGCCGGCGGCAGUGGUGGCAGCGGUAUCGCCGCCCUAGCUCACCGCGCCCCUUUUCCAGCCCGCGACGUCGCCGCGCAAGCGAGGCAGCGGCGGCCGCCGAGAAACAAGUGGCCCAGCCUGGUAACCGCUGAGAAGCCCUUCACAAACUGCGGCCUGGCAAAAAGAAACCUGACUGGGCGGCGGUGAUCAGGCUCCCCUCUGCUGAUUCUGGGCCCCGAACGCUGGUAAAGGCCUCCGUGUUCCGUUUCCUGCCGACUUCCUCCGUAGCCUUGCCUAGUGUAGGAGCCCCAGAGGCCUCCGUCCUCUUCCCAGAGGUGUCGGGGCUUGGCCCCAGCCUCCAUCUUCGUCUCUCAGGAUGGCGAGUAGCAGCGGUUCCAAGGCCGAAUUCAUUGUCGGAGGGAAAUAUAAACUGGUACGGAAGAUCGGGUCUGGCUCCUUCGGGGACAUCUAUUUGGCGAUCAACAUCACUAACGGCGAGGAAGUGGCAGUGAAGCUAGAAUCUCAGAAGGCCAGGCAUCCCCAGUUGCUGUACGAGAGCAAGCUCUAUAAGAUUCUUCAAGGUGGGGUUGGCAUCCCCCACAUACGGUGGUAUGGUCAGGAAAAAGACUACAAUGUACUAGUCAUGGAUCUUCUGGGACCUAGCCUCGAAGACCUCUUCAAUUUCUGUUCAAGAAGGUUCACAAUGAAAACUGUACUUAUGUUAGCUGACCAGAUGAUCAGUAGAAUUGAAUAUGUGCAUACAAAGAAUUUUAUACACAGAGACAUUAAACCAGAUAACUUCCUAAUGGGUAUUGGGCGUCACUGUAAUAAGUUAUUCCUUAUUGAUUUUGGUUUGGCCAAAAAGUACAGAGACAACAGGACAAGGCAACACAUACCAUACAGAGAAGAUAAAAACCUCACUGGCACUGCCCGAUAUGCUAGCAUCAAUGCACAUCUUGGUAUUGAGCAGAGUCGCCGAGAUGACAUGGAAUCAUUAGGAUAUGUUUUGAUGUAUUUUAAUAGAACCAGCCUGCCAUGGCAAGGGCUAAAGGCUGCAACAAAGAAACAAAAAUACGAAAAGAUUAGUGAAAAGAAGAUGUCCACGCCUGUUGAAGUUUUAUGUAAGGGGUUUCCUGCAGAAUUUGCGAUGUACUUAAACUAUUGUCGUGGGCUACGCUUUGAGGAAGCCCCAGAUUACAUGUAUCUGAGGCAGCUAUUCCGCAUUCUUUUCAGGACCCUGAACCAUCAAUAUGACUACACAUUUGAUUGGACAAUGUUAAAGCAGAAAGCAGCACAGCAGGCAGCCUCUUCCAGUGGGCAGGGUCAGCAGGCCCAAACCCCCACAGGCAAGCAAACUGACAAAACCAAGAGUAACAUGAAAGGUUUCUAAGCAUGAAUUGAGGAACAGAAGAAGCAGAGCAGAUGAUCGGAGCAGCAUUUGUUUCUCCCCAAAUCUAGAAAUUUUAGUUCAUAUGUACACUAGCCAGUGGUUGUGGACAACCAUUUACUUGGUGUAAAGAACUUAAUUUCAGUAUAAACUGACUCUGGGCAGCAUUGGUGAUGCUGUAUCCUGAGUUGUAGCCGCUGUAAUUGUGAAUAUUAACUGAGAUAGUGAAACAUGGUGUCCGGUUUUCUAUUGCAUUUUUUCAAGUGGAAAAGUUAACUAAAUGGUUGACACACAAAAAUUGGUGGAGAAAUUGUGCAUAUGCCAAUUUUUUGUUAAAACCUUUUGUUUUGAACUAUACUGCUUUGAGAUCUCAUUUCAGAAGAACGGCAUGAACAGUCUUCAGCCACAGUUGUGAUGGUUGUAAAUGCUCACAAUUGUGCAUUCUUAGGGUUUUUCCAUCCCUGGGGUUUGCAAGUUGUUCACUUAAAACAUUCUUAAAAUGGUUGGCUUCUUGUCUGCAAGCCAGCUGAUAUGGUAGCAACCAAAGAUUCCAGUGUUUGAGCAUAUGAAAGACUCUGCCUGCUUAAUUGUGCUAGAAAUAACAGCAUCUAAAGUGAAGACUUAAGAAAAACUUAGUGACUACUAGAUUAUCCUUAGGACUCUGCAUUAACUCUAUAAUGUUCUUGGUAUUAAAAAAAAAAAAAGCAUAUUUGUCACAGAAAUUUAGUUAACAUCUUACAACUGAACAUGUAUGUAUGUUGCUUAGAUAAAUGUAAUCACUGUAAACAUCUAUAUGAUCUGGGAUUUUGUUUUUAUUUUGAAAUGGGAGCUUUUUUGUUUACAAGUUCAUUAAAAACUAAAAACUGUUUCUGUAAGGAAAUGAGAUUUUUUUUUAAACAACAAAAAAUGCCUUGCUGACUCACUAUUAAAUAAAAAUCUCCCCAAUUUUUUGAUAGACUACUUCAAGCCAUUUGUUACAUGGUAUUCCUUUGCAAGUCAAUUUAGGUUUCGUGUUAUAACUUCUCCUCUUUUUUUAAGAAAAAUGAAAAAAGUAAUUCUUUUGUCUGAAGGGGAAAGGCAUUCUUUCAUUUUUUUCUUUUUUUUUUUUUUUUUUGUGACUUGCAGGCACAAUAUCUAGUACUGCAACUGCCAGAACUUGGUAUUGUAGCUGCUGCCCGCUGACUAGCAGCUGGACUGAUUUUGAAUAAAAAUGAAAGCAUUAAAGGGUUUCCCUACAAAACAUUUUUCUUUAAAAUACUUUUGAAAUGGCUAUAAGCAGUUGAAUUUCACCCUUGGAGAGCAUCACACUGUGUGAGGUUCAGUGAUUGUUGACCCUCCCCAGCCCCUCCUGCUUCUUUAAGUUAUCUGUGUGCGUGCGCUUCCUCUCAAUCUUCUUUGCACGCUCAUUUCUUUUUCUCUGACCCAUGAGAAAGGAAAACUUACUGAUGAUAAUUUUUAAAUAGUGUAAUUUAUUCAUUUAUAGCAUGUCAGGAUAAAUUAAAAGAACAUUUGUCUGGAAAUGCUGCCGGGAGCCUAUUGUGUAAAUGUAGGUAUUUUGUAAAAUAACCUUGAAAUUGUAAAUUGACACGUGUUUGGUCAGAUUGUGUCAAGUUUAAUUUGUUUUGUUUUCUUUUUUCUUUUUUUUUAUUUGAAAACUACUUUAGCAAUAAUUAAUUCCAUGAUUAUCACAUUCUGCCAUUAAGGGAUAUUAGUACCGUAAUACUGAAGAAAUUUUAUUAAGUCUGAACUUUUGGGGUAGGCAGCUUCUUUGUUUCUUUUCUAUCCACCCUUGUCGGUUGAGGUAUUUGUUUCUUGACUAAUAAACCCUUUGAUACUUUUAGCCAGAAAUCGGUCUCAUAAAGCUAUUUUUGAGUAUAGUUUGUGUAAAAUAAAAAUGUUUAGCUUUGGUAAUAACUUCCAAGCUGAACUCCCUCUAGCAAGAUAUUUUUCAGUGCUUUUAUUUACUAUGCACUUAGACUAUGCACUUUUUCUGAAAUAUUUUUGUAACACUUUUUUGUAUUUUUGCCAUUUGAAAAGGUUGUGGUGUGGUUGGUCUGUAAUUAAGUUGCAGAUUUAAAACUGCUGUUAGCUUUGUAAAUCAAAAUAUAGGUGUUUUUUGUCCUGGUAUAUCGUCAUUCCAUCUGCAGCUGGAGCUGGAAUCCCAUUGAUCUUCUAGCUACCAUUCAUUUUCUUCACUGUUCACAAAAGAAGAAUGUGAAAUUCAGUGAAUGCUGUUACUAAUCCUGUUGCGAGAUGAAUCUCAUUUCACCAAAAUUAAAUUAUGUUUUUCCGCUAAAAUGAUGAUACAAGUUGAAGACACAUCACUCUGAAAUUGGAAGACCUCACCACUUAAGGCUUCACAGUGGCUUACUCAGCUGAACUCUAGGUUACUACUCUUUACUUUGUUCACCCAUUGGGGGGUGCAGUUUUUUUAAAAUGUUGGGAGAUGGCCAUUCUAACUACUGUUGAAUGUCUCUGUUUUGGGAAGGUAUAACAAGAAAUAAAAAAGAAUAUAUAUGAA